GGAACAGUUGGCGCUAAGCUUGCCGGGCAGGCGGGAGGUUCCACGAUGGCGCUGUCCGCCGCGGACAGGGAGGCACUGUGCGCGCUGUGGAGAAAGCUGGGUAACAACGUGGGCAUCUACGCGACGGAGGCCCUGGAGAGGACCUUCCUGGCCUUCCCCUCCACCAGGACCUACUUCCUCCACCUGGACCUGAGACCCGGCUCCGCCCAGGUCAAAGCCCACGGCCAGAAGGUGGCCAAAGCGCUGACUCUGGCCGUGGACCACCUGGACGACCUGCCCGGCGCCCUGUCGGCUUUGAGCGACCUGCACACGCACAGGCUGCAAGUGGACCCCGUCAACUUCAAGCUCCUGGGCCACUGCCUGCUGGUGACCCUCGCCCGGUACUACCCCGGAGACUUCAGCCCCUCUCUGCAGGCCUCGCUGGACAAAUUUCUGAGCCAAGUGACUUUGGCCCUGACCUCCAACUAUCACUAAACUAGGGGUGGAUGAUCGCAGGACCGCCCGCCCCGACCCCCCAGCCUUCCCUCCCUGCAUCGUUCUAGUGUCUGAGUAAAGCCCCCAAA
Molecule: messenger RNA, 563 nt
Organism: Pteronotus mesoamericanus
Lineage: Eukaryota; Metazoa; Chordata; Mammalia; Chiroptera; Mormoopidae
Gene: HBQ1
Product: hemoglobin subunit theta 1
Exons: 3
Coding region: 46-474 (142 amino acids)
Biological process (GO): hydrogen peroxide catabolic process; oxygen transport
Cellular component (GO): hemoglobin complex; haptoglobin-hemoglobin complex; blood microparticle
Molecular function (GO): peroxidase activity; iron ion binding; haptoglobin binding
Source: RefSeq, a predicted model, not a curated record